ACAAGACAACACACAGAGCCAACCAACCAUGAACUCGGAGCAGUUUUGCGAAAAUGGACGUAAAAUGGUGGACUACAUAAGUACCUAUCUGGAGAAGAUCAGAGACCGCCAUGUCGUACACAACGUAACCCCUGGUUACAUGAGGCCGCUUCUGCCCACCGAGGCCCCACAGGAUCCCGAGGACUUCGCUGAGGUCUUUAAGGAUAUAGACAAAAUUAUUAUGCCAGGAGUCACCCACUGGCACAGUCCUCGUUUCCAUGGUUACUUCGCUGCGGGGAACUCCUAUCCUUCCAUACUUGGUGACAUGUUGUCAGACGCCAUUGGCUGUAUAGGCUUUUCAUGGGCCACUAGUCCAGCCUGUACCGAGUUAGAGGUGAUCACUACUGACUGGCUUGGUAAGAUGCUGGGACUGCCGGAGGAGUUUCUUCACCGCUCACCUGGCCGUGGAGGGGGAGUCAUUCAGUCGACUGCUAGUGAAACAGUACUGUUGUGUUUGCUGGCAGCCAGGACCCGAACGCUUGAUAAAUACCAGCAGACACACAAGCAUAUGGAUGAGAUGGAGGUCAUGGCAAAGCUAGUGGGAUACACCUCAGACCAGUCCAACUCGUCUGUUGGACGAUCUGGCCUCUUGGGCGCCGUGCGCAUGCGCAAAUUAGAUACAGACGACAAAUUCAGCCUACGCGGGGAAACCCUGAGGAAAGCAAUAGAGGAGGAUAAAGCCAGCGGCCUCAUACCGUUCUUUUUGUGUGCCUCCCUAGGAACGACGGGUACAUGUGCCUUUGAUAAUUUAGAGGAACUUGGUCCUAUAUGUAAACAAGAAGACAUGUGGUUACAUAUAGAUGCGGCGUAUGCCGGGAGUGCUUUCGUCUGUCCGGAAUUUCGCCAUUUGAUGAAGGGAGUUGAAUACGCCGAUACGUUUAGUAUCAAUCCUCACAAAUGGAUGUUGAUAAAUUUCGACUUAUCUGUGAUGUGGAUAAAGGACAGUUCUCUACUAGUAGAUGCUUUCAAUGUGGACCCAGUAUACCUCCGACACGAAAACGCAGGCAAAGGAGCGCCGGACUACAGGCAUUGGCAGAUUCCUCUCGGACGUCGGUUCCGCUCCCUUAAGUUGUGGUUCAUGUUGCGGUCCUACGGGGUGACCGGAGUCCAAGCCUACAUUCGCAAGCACGUUAGUCUGGCCAAAGAGUUUGAGCAGAUGGUACUAAAUGACAGCCGGUUUGAGGUGGUGGCUGAUGUUAUAAUGGGACUCGUCUGCUUCAGACUAAAAGGUAACAACACUACGACAGAACGUUUACUGGAGGAGAUCCUACAGGACGGUCGUAUCUACCUCAUACCAGCCAUCGUUCACAACAUCUACACCCUUAGACUGGCUAUCUGUGCCGAGCGUACCAAUUCGGACGACAUCGCAUUCUCUUUCUCGGUCAUCCAAUCCUGCUCUGAUCGUGUGCUCAAAAGGUUCCCGCCAACAGACGACCUCAGGAAAGCUGUCAUAGAUGUUAGCGAUUCGCAGUGUUCGAUCGAAACCAAUGGCAAAUAUUCGAACGGCGAUUCUCCCAAGAUUCCUUAUCAUUGAACCAAUGGCGAUACGGGAAUUCGAAAAGCUUAUUUCUACGAAUUAAAAUUAACCGAUAUUCAAAAAGAAAUAGUCAUCAUUAAUAUUAUAUUUCGAUACUUCUACAGAAAAAAACUGAUACAUCGUCCAACAAUGAAGUAUCGGCCCAUUUUUUUUUUAUUUAAGCCAAAUUCAAAAUACGUUUUCCGUUCAUAAUAUCACAAUCAGUGAUUAUUAUUUUUGUUCUUUUCACAACAUAAAUACCUCCUAUCUUAUCAGAGUUUUGAUGUCACGAUUGUAAAUAUUAAAGCAUUCUUGACGACGUCACAAUGUAAGUAUGUAAAAACUUAAGAUGAAACUGAAAUAUAUAUAUGAUUCACAAGAAGACUUAUUCUCAAGACCUUUCGCUGUGACACAACUCCCAGUCAAGGAGUUAUAUCUUUCGCUGUGACACAACUCUCAGUCAAGGAGUUAUAUGUUUCGCUGUGACACAACUCUCAGUCAAGGAGUUGUAUCUUUCGCUGUGACACAACUCUCAGUCAAGGAGUUAUAUCUUUCGCUGUGACACAACUUUUCGAGAGGAGGGUCUACUACUGUUACGCAGCUCCACAUUUCUCCUGAAGAGCUGUGUGACGGCAAAAAGCCUUGAGAAUCAGUCUUCUUGUGUUUUUUUUAUUUUUAAUUUUCUCAUCAUUUUCCUGUCAAACGGACUUCAAUCAAAUUUUUGUAUCAUAUAUAUGUAUUUGAUGAAUACGCCUUAUCCUGUCAUGUAUGUAUGCUUCUGGAUGGAUGUAUACAUGUAUAAAUAAAUACCUCUUAUCCUGUAUUCUGUUUUAGUUUUGCUUAAAUAUAUAUAUAAUUUACUGUCAAAAUACAGCAAACGGCUAUAUCACAAAUUGCAAGUGGCCAAUUAAUUCUAGUCUACAUUUGUGUAUGUUUGUAUAUUUAUUAAAAUUGAAAUCGAAUACCUCUUACCUUUUUCUGUUAAUAUAUAUAUACAAAGUCCUUGUGAUUGUUAUAUAUAAAAUAAAUGACGAGAGAUUUUCUUGAUACUUACCUAGUUUCACUUCUUCAUCUGAUUAACCUCUAAUGAGGCGAAGAUACUAAGAAACGCUUCUGUCAUUUGUUUUAUGUAUAUGUAUUUUUCAAUUGAAAACCUCUUAUCUAGUUUUACCGCUUUAAGACGACCUACGAACUAGGUUGUGAUAAAGCGGUAUAUAAGAACCUCGAAUUAUUAUUAUUAUUUACAUGUGUUUGUGAAUGAAUUUACAUGUAUAUUUGUUUUAAUUGAAACAUUCAUCUUCUUUACUAAGCGUUUGUGUAUGCAAUAUAUAUUUUUAUUGAAGUUGAAUACGCCCUAUGUUCGUGUACGUAUACAUAUCUAUCUACCUCUUGUAAUCAGCCAGGUUAUGCUUCCACAGAAAAUUACAGUGGUGUAAUAUUUGCACUAAAUUAAGCACUGAUAAGAAAUGUUUAUUAUCAUUAUACCAAUCAAUGCGUGUAAGAUUAACACUCUCAUGCUGUGCAAACUGUACUAUAGGACCAGUGGUUAAAAGUAAUUUUCGAAAAAUUGUUUAUUAAAGUCCGUUUUUGUUGCAUGUAUAUAUAUUAAAUAAAAUUGAAUCCUUUUAUUUUUUUCAAUUUGAUUGUGUAUGUAAAUAUAUUUGUUAAGAUUAAAUUUGUCAUCUCUUGUUUUCUGUGUGUUCAUGUAUUAUAACUAUCUAUCAACCUGUUAACACCUCUGAUCUUCUCUGCGUAUGUUUAUGCAAUGCGUGUUGUAUCUCGUAUCACGAUUCUGAAGACCAUAUUAUCAGGUAUUUGAUAAUGCGUCAUCUCCGUCCUGUUGUGAUGUCUUAUCUCAGCAAGUGAUAUAAUCUAUUCCUGACACGGUAUGUAACGUACGGGGACUAACGCACCAACUGGUGGUGUGAUGUCUUAUCUCAGCAAGUGAUAUACUCUAUUCCUGACACGGUAUGUAACGUAACAGGGACUAACGCACCAACUGGUGGUGUGAUGUCCCAUUAUUACUAUAAAUCAAGUA
Mizuhopecten yessoensis (Yesso scallop) is the source of this 3593-nucleotide messenger RNA. Its product is annotated as aromatic-L-amino-acid decarboxylase-like. The transcript is spliced from 13 exons. The record is from RefSeq and is a predicted model, not a curated record. Gene Ontology annotation, molecular function: aromatic-L-amino-acid decarboxylase activity; pyridoxal phosphate binding. Lineage: Eukaryota; Metazoa; Mollusca; Bivalvia; Pectinida; Pectinidae. Gene Ontology annotation, biological process: serotonin biosynthetic process; catecholamine metabolic process; amino acid metabolic process. Bases 29 to 1573 code for a protein of 514 amino acids.